Messenger RNA from Protopolystoma xenopodis, 867 nucleotides. The record is from the annotation of a GenBank genome assembly. NCBI's taxonomy places the organism in Eukaryota, Metazoa, Platyhelminthes, Monogenea, Polystomatidea, Polystomatidae.
AUGAAUAUACCAUCGGUCGGUUAUCCAUUUGAUUCAGAUGAGGAGAAUUUCAUCACAUUCUCCCAAUACUCAGGUAUCGUAUCUCCUGUCGCACUCGGUUCCACACAUCUCUUGUCUUCUCUCAAGCCACCUACAGGCGAAUUCAUCUUCCUUGAUCCAGAAUCAAAGUGUAAAUUUGAUCAAAUCUGGCAGCAGUUAAUCGAUCGCGCAACAUCCGUCUCGAAAGCGGUCGAACAAGAAACGGUUAAAGCAGCAGAAGAGUGCAACAACUUAUUCCACCAGCCCUCAGGGACCUGGUUACAGCUUCUGUUUCGGCAUGUGUUUCACUCAUUCCCUGUUAUAUCUGAUCCCUUGAACCUUCUGCCUAGCGACUUGCUCAAACUACAAAGACCAACCCCUGUUGUGCCUCAGUUUAUCUGUGACUUGCCGAACAGCUUUCUGACCAUUGUGGAUAACGACACAGGCAAACACUAUAUACAUACACCAGAAGAGACUGUUUCGACUCGCCUGUUUUUACCGAACCAAAACGGCUACACAUUUAUCGGCUUGACCUCCAGACUAACAACUGGGCCGCUGGAGGGCAAUGAGAGUUCGCCACCGCCUGUUCGCUCGACAAGUGAGCGACCAAAUGGAAGAUGGCGCCUUCGCCUACUCAACGGACCUUCUGACAGCCUUUCUGCAAGCAAACCACCUUCACUACGCCCGGAUGGAUAUGGCAUCCAAGAAGAGGGACAUUUGGUCUGCGAUUUUCACGAACAAACCAUCGUUGACUACUACACGCCAAACAAGAACGGCUUGCUCUUUUCUCAAACCAUUAAGGUGUCUAUCCCUACUCUGACCCAUUUCAUUUAUGGGAAGUCUCCUUAA